AGACAACGACCUUUCACGAGUAAGCCCUCUUGAACAGCGACGACGACGAUAAUACACCAUGUCGACACCGCGCUGGAUCAGAGCGAUCAAGAGUGCUCUUGCUGUCCCCGAGAACCAGGGCAAGAUUGGUGAGCACACCCCUCCGAAUGCUCAGAGGCGCUAUCCAACAUGCAGGAUUGCACAUGCAAGUUUACCAAGUCGCCACCGUCGACUCACACAACAUCCCGCACGUCCGCACUCAAGUGCACCGCAGCUUCCUGAUCCCAAAGAGCACGCCGCAGCUCCCGCUGCUCGUCACAUCGAGCGACGUGCGCGCCCCCAAGAUCGUGCAGAUGCUCUCGAACGCGACCGUCGAGCUCUGCUGGUGGAUGGAAGGUUCAAACGACCAGUUCCGUAUCCAGGCGAAGGCGUUUGUCGUGUCCCCGCCGGACCACGCAUUGCGUAGUGUCUCGCCGCAGCUGUUCGCGGCGCAAGCGCUCGACGAGGCAGGCGAGGAGCGUGAGGAUGGCGAGAACAUGCGGGCACCAGACGGGAAGUAUGACUGGGAGAGGAAGCGGCGCGAGGUGUUCGAGGCGAUGAAGCCGCAGAUGAAGGCGAGCUGGUGCGCGCCGCUCACGCCGGGGUCGCCCAUGGCGUCCUAUGACGUACCAACAAAAGAACAUUGGCCGACGGAGGUGCCGAAUUUCGAGGAUUUGAAGACACAUGAAGACAGGAAGAACUAUGGGCUUACACUGAGCAACUUUGCGAUGAUCGUUUUUGAGCCUGCGAGGGUCGACUGGGUGCAGCUUGGCGAGUCGCCGAACCGCAGGACGUUAUUCACACGGAAGGAUUUCGCUGACGGAUUUGAGUGGGAAGAGCAGAUUGUAGUUCCGUAACUUGCUUGGACUCCACUACGUCGUCACUUUGAAACACGCACAGCAUUAUUUGGAGCUUACUGUGAUAUUAAAAAUGGUGUAUCAUGUAUUAGCUUAAGGAAGACAUGUCAGUUCAGGACUCAAAGGCUUGAUGCCGGACAUCUUGGUCUCUA
This is a messenger RNA of Phanerochaete carnosa HHB-10118-sp, 1027 nucleotides long. RefSeq lists its product as uncharacterized. Gene Ontology annotation, molecular function: FMN binding. The transcript has a single exon. NCBI's taxonomy places the organism in Eukaryota, Fungi, Basidiomycota, Agaricomycetes, Polyporales, Phanerochaetaceae. Bases 147 to 875 code for a protein of 242 amino acids. The record is from RefSeq and is a predicted model, not a curated record.